Molecule: messenger RNA, 276 nt
Organism: Gryllus bimaculatus (two-spotted cricket)
Lineage: Eukaryota; Metazoa; Arthropoda; Insecta; Orthoptera; Gryllidae
Source: the annotation of a GenBank genome assembly
CAGGUGUCAGAAGUAACUGCUUUGUUGCGAAAGUGGCCAAAAUUACCUGUGGAGAAAGCUUUAGAACUUCUAGAUUAUGCCUAUGCUGACCAAGCUGUCAGAAGUUUUGCUGUGGGAUGUUUAAAAAGCGUGAGUGAUGAAGACCUUUCUUUAUAUUUGUUGCAAUUGGCACAAGCGCUGAAACAUGAAUCCUACUUAUAUUGUGAUCUAGUGGAAUUUUUAUUGAGAAGAGCACUCAAUAACCAGAAAAUUGGACAUUAUUUGUUUUGGCACUUA